AUGCUUCAAGUACAUGUGGUAUCGGCGUCCAUGGAAGCGCUUCUAGCGGUGGGACUCGCCUUGGUUCUGCUACUUGUUUGCUGUGUUGUGGCUUGCUGCCACAAAUGUGGAUGUGCCAGCCGCCGCUCUCUGUCGAAGACGGAUGUUGAAGCAUUCAAGACCUUCACAGAACUCUACCGAUAUCGCGAGAUAGAGCUGGGUCACGACGACAUGUUUGAGGUGGAGCAUGAAACAAGGUGUUAUUGCUGGCGGGUCAUCACUGCUAAGCAGCCUGCCCGAGACUGGGCAGCUUUGCAACCACUCACAGCCUCCAGCCUAUGCGGACCCACUGCAAGGAUUCACGACGCCCUCUUGGCUUUCCAAUAUUGCGUCGUCCAGCAGCGCAAGGACAUGGCACCUCAUUACCCUUCCUUCAUCGUGGCGCAAGAGUGGCGAGAAUGGACCACCAACAGGUUUCAGCACCUUGGCUCCAUAGACGUGCAAGCUGAGUUGCUGGCGGAAGUUGAGAAACGGCUCAAGUGGUUAGACGAAGUGGAACUGGGACUUCGGGAUCCAGGCAUCAAUGAUUUGCAUGACUCCUUUGGUUGGGAUUCGAGCACCACCUCACUCUUGGAUGUCUUCACGAACGUCGUCACACCAGCUCUGAUGGAGAUCAAGACUGAGAUCGACAGACGCAUGCUGGAGGCAUCGCACGCCGAGCUUAUGAGAACCUGCGCUACGCUGGCCCGACACCUCGCUCAGGAGCUGAUGCGAUUCAUGGAAUGCCUGUUGAACACAAAGGGCUUGAGAGUCGAGUCGCACAUUGCCACAAUGAAUAUUCCGGUGACGACAGCUCAAUCUUGGGAGUUUCUUUUGGCGCAGAAGGCCGAGGCAUUCAAAGACGUUCGGCAUGUAGACGCGCUGUUGUAUUCGUGGUACCAUCUCACCCAGUCUGGCUUGGACAAGUUGCAUGACGUGGAGAGGAUGAGCCAGUCCACCGAAACCUGGGAUGGUGAAGAGUUUGUUCGGUACGCCUCCCAAUUCGACUUUGGGUUCAACUUCCAGUCUUACUUGAAGGCAGUCCGCAGCGCCAAGCACGCGCCGGGCGCGGAGGCAGCCGCCAAGAUGAAAGCUCUCAGGGCACCGCUGGCCUGGCAGUAUGCGAGGCUCAAGACUUCUCUAGAUCCAUCCUGCUUCGGUUUAGACCCCGGCGACUACGAUUUGAUCUUGGAAGCUUUGGCGUUCUUCUUUGACAGGACGGCAUUUGCCAUUUGGCAGAUGACGGCGAUCUGCUUUUUCCAGUCGGACCUUGCGAAGCUCGUGGGGCGCCUCUACAUCUUCGAGACAUUGAGUAAGGAUCACAUCCUCGACACCAUCGACUUUGCCAGCACUUUAGUGUCUCAGUUGCGCUAUCAAGUUGACUACUUGAAGCAGCAUUUCUUUCGGGGCUGGCAGAACCUUCGACGCAAUCGCCAUGCUUCGGCUUGGUCGAGCACGGAGCCUUUGGACAAUUUUCGGCUGGCGAUGCACUCGAAGAAGACCAUUGACCAACUCUUGGACAGUCUCCACCUCACUCUGCUCACGAUCUAUCAAAAGACUCGUUCUGCGAAGGUCAUGCAAGGCGUAGACAGAGAGAAGGUGUUCGACGCGCAUUUGGCGCUGUACGCAGCGAACUGGAAGGGCUGCGCCGCUUGGAAGCACAGCGGCUUGCGAACGCAUAGCCCCGACGUUCACGCUGCAGAAGAGACCAACAGCGCAUGA
Messenger RNA from Symbiodinium natans, 1740 nucleotides. Lineage: Eukaryota; Dinophyceae; Suessiales; Symbiodiniaceae. The record is from the annotation of a GenBank genome assembly.